AUGGCCCCUCCGUUCCGUGCCGAGCACUUAGGUUCGCUACUGCGACCCGAAGAGCUGCUAAAUGUGCGUGAAACCAUUCGGGACAAGGGUGUCUCGGCAGAGGAGGCAGGGCUACCGGCAGUUGAGAAGAAGGCCAUUGGCGAUGUAGUUAAGCUGCAGCAGGACUUAGGCCUGAAGGCCGUCAACUCGGGUGAAUACAACCGUACCCGGUUCUGGGGUCUCUUUUGGGAUGAGAUCGAGGGUACCAUCCGUCUCCAAGAUGCCGACGCUAGCAUGUUCCGGUUGUAUCACCCGGAUGUUGUUAGUCUGAUCGAGACAGGCAGGAAGGUUAUGCCCGGAGAGUCUGUUAUUGCUGGAAGUAAACUGUCGCACAGCCCUGCCAAGGCGGUGUCCAAUUUGUCUGAACUUCAGGAGGUCCAGGCAUUCGUUCCGAAGAGCGAUUGGGGUAAUAUUAAGCUUACUAUGAUUGCGCCGUCCUGGUUCCACAUGAGGUACAAGCAAGGCCAGGCCUAUACGAAAGAAGCCUAUGCCAACGACGCCGAGUACUUUGCAGAUGUUGCCAAGGUUUACCAUGCCGAAUUAGAAACAUUAUACAAGGCCGGGUUACGAAAUGUCCAAUUUGACGACCCUGGCAUGGCUUACUUCUGCUCUAAGGACUUCCGAAAGGGUUGGGAAGAGGACAAGGACAACAUUGGGACAUGGGAGGACCUUCUUGACGCCUAUAUCAAACUAUACAACGACUCUCUUGCCGGCUUACCGGCAGACUUCCACUCAGGUAUCCACCUGUGCCGAGGUAACUUCAUCGGCGGAAGGCACUUUUCUGAGGGAGCGUACGAUAUAAUUGCGAAGAAGCUCUUCGAGAAUCUGAACGUGAAUACAUUCUACCUCGAGUAUGAUACUGAGCGAGCAGGCGGUUUUGAGCCUCUGCAGUUCCUCCCUAAGGACAAGAACGUCGUGGUUGGUAUCAUCAGUACAAAGUUAAGACAGCUAGAAGAUAAGGAGGAGACGAAGGAGCGCAUCUUCAGGGCAGCGGACUUCGUAGCGAAGGGAAAUGGCCAAACCCGUGAAGAGGCCCUGAAGAGAAUCUCCAUUAGCCCCCAGUGCGGUUUCAGCACCCACGAGACUGGAUACCCCUUAACAGUUGACGACGAGAAGAAGAAGUUGUCGCUUGUGAGGCAGAUAGCAGACGAAAUUUGGGGCGAGCCCUAG
This is a messenger RNA of Daldinia childiae, 1209 nucleotides long. RefSeq lists its product as uncharacterized. The transcript has 2 exons. Gene Ontology annotation, molecular function: 5-methyltetrahydropteroyltriglutamate-homocysteine S-methyltransferase activity; zinc ion binding. Bases 1 to 1209 code for a protein of 402 amino acids. The record is from RefSeq and is a predicted model, not a curated record. Lineage: Eukaryota; Fungi; Ascomycota; Sordariomycetes; Xylariales; Hypoxylaceae.